AUGGCGCGCCCACUUGGCCGGGCACUCGCCCCCAGCCCCCGCCGCCGCCGCCACCCAUCACCGGCGUGCGCCGGGAUGCUUGUGACCGCGGGGCUGCUGCUCGCAUCCUUGUUACUCGGAGUGGCGGUGGCGCAGAACACACCGCCCACCUUCCAGGGCACCCUCUUUGGUGACCUGUACAUCUUCAGCGUUCCCGAAACCGACGACCCAACACCAACCGUUGGCACCGUCACUGCAACAGACCCCGAUGCGGGGCAGACCCUCCAGUACACGCUGUCUGGGAGUGGCUCUGCCGCGUUCAAAAUCGACCGUAACACGGGUGUGGUCACGUCGCGCCUUCCGCUCGACGCAGACUUUGGCACCACCACCUACGACGACAUCACCGUGUCUGUCUCAGAUGGCGUGGACUCGACCACGGGGCGCAUCCUCAUCGCCAUCACGGACGUCAACGACAACUCGCCCGUCUUCAACCAGGACCUGUACACGAUGAAGGUGGCUGAGGACCUCGAGGCGGACGUGACGUUUGUGUCUGUUAAGGCGGUGGACGUCGACGCCUCGACGCAGAACAGCCGCGUGACGUACUUCAUCAUUGGCGGUGACCCGGAUGGCAUCUUCCAGAUUGCCACCGUCAGCGGUGAGGGCAGGGUCUCUGUUGCCACGCAGCUUGACUACGAACGCAACAGGACGCACACGCUUGUGAUUGAGGCACGGGACGGUGGCACGCCGACCCGCACAGGCAACACCACCCUCUUCAUCGAAGUCACCGACGUCAACGACAACAGCCCACAGUUUACCAAGGCAUCUUACACAGCCAAUGUGAUUGAGAACCUCGAUGCGGGCACGUCUGUGCUUGUUGUUGAGGCGGAUGAUCUUGACAACGGCUUGAACGGCGAGGUGCGCUAUUCGCUGGUCGGCAGCGGCUUCCCCUUUGUCAUUGGCGCCGCAACGGGCCAGAUCACCACCACCGCCUCCCUCGACCGCGAGCAACAGCCGUCGUGGACGCUGACGGUGGAGGCGCGCGAUCGGGGCGUCCCGUCGCUCUCUGCGACUGUGCAGGUCGUCAUCGGCGUCACAGACGUCAACGACCACGUGCCGCAGUUCUUCAACCUGCCCUACGCGUGCAGCAUCAACGGAGAAACAGGCCCUCGGGCCAGCUCGACGGUGAAGACACACCCUAUCAACAUGUGGCGUUUGCCCUGUGCUGGAUUAGCAUCAAAAUGGCACAAAGCCUGCGAUCACCAUGUGCACUCACUUUGUUUCGUCUUGCACACCCCUCUCACGCACGACACAAUUGCGCUGACGGUGACUGCGCGAGACAGCGGCACACCGCCGGCGUCCAACUCCACCACCGUGCUGGUGACGGUUCUCGACACCAACGACAGCCCGCCCGUGUUUGCAACGCAAGAGCGCACGGUGACGUGGCGGGAGAACGCCACCAUUGGCACCGUUCUCACCACCAUCAACGUCACCGAUGCCGAUGUUGGCGCCAACGCGCAGCUCUCGGCCUCGCUGCUCAACUCUGACAUUUCCCUCUUCUCUGUCUCUGUGCAGAGCAACGCCGUUGUUGUCCUGCAGCUCACGGGCGCGCUCGAUUAUGACACCGUCACCUCCCACACCGUCACCAUCCAAGUGACGGACGGCGUGCACACUGCGCAGGCGGUGGUGACCGUGCAGGUGCUGGAUGUCAACGACAACUCGCCUGUCUUUGAGCGCGAGUCGUACGCCACGCGCGUGGCCGAGAACUCCGACACAGGCACCAUUGCCCUCAUUGUCACGGCAACAGAUGCAGACAGCGGCGAGAACGGCCGCGUGACGUACGCCCUCACGCCGCCCUCCACAGACUUUGCCAUUGACGCCACCACCGGCGUUGUGACCACGCUGACGGUGUUUGACGCGGAGGCCAUUUCCACGUCGUUUAACCUGGUGGUGACUGCCACGGACCACGGCGUGCCUGCACGCACGGACACGGCGACUCUGACCAUCAGCAUUGCCAAUGUCAACGACCUUGACCCCGUGUUCUCGCAGGACCGCUACAACCAGUACCUUCCGGAGAGCACGGAGACAAACCGCUUUGUGAUCCAGGUGGUUGCUGCCGAGAACGACCAGGGCAGCAACUCGCGUGUGCAGUACAACAUCACCAACGGCAACGACGACAACAUGUUCCGCAUUGACACGGUGAGCCAGGCCGGCAGCAUGGUGGGCAACAUCUACGCUGUGCGCGCGCUCGAUUACGAGAACAAGACGCAGCACACGCUGACGGUGACGGCGACCGACUUUGGCGUUCCACCCCGCUCCUCCACGGCGCAGGUGAAUGUGUAUGUGCUGGACAUCAACGACAACACCCCGCAGUUCCAGCGUCGCUCGUACGCGUUUAACGUGCUUGAGACGAUCAAGCGCAACACGCUGGUGGGCGAGUUCCAGGCCACGGACCGCGACAGCGGCCUGAACGCGCAGCUGACGUACCGCAUUGUGAACGGCUCGUCGGGCCACUUCAACAUCCCAAACAACCGCGAGGGCAAGAUGGUUGCGCUGUCCGGCAUUGACUACGAGGUCAAGUCGCAGUACACGGUGUAUGUGGAGGCCAAGGAUGAGGGCGCCCCCUCGCGCAGGGACGUUGUUCCCGUGUACAUCACCGUCAACGACACCAACGACAAUCCACCCAUCUUCCCCAAGACCAACUACUCGUGCGUCAUCCCAGAGAACCUCCCGGCUGGCCAAGUCUGCACCACCGUGUUUGCUACAGACGCUGACAAGGCCAACACGCCCAACUCGUUUGUGACGCACACGCUGCUGAACAACGAUGACGUGUUCACGGUGGAUCCGGACACGGGCCUGGUGACGACCACCAACCCCCUGGACUUUGCGUUGCAGAGCAGGUUCUCGCUCAUCAUAUCUGCCAUGGAUCACGGCACACCGCCGCUCACGGCAUCGGCCAACGUGCUCGUCACUGUCACCCCGGAAAACCUGUUUGCCCCCGUCUUCCGCUCCAACGAAUACGAGGCGACCGUCACAGAGGGCGCCUUUGCGUCGCUGGACAUUGUGCGGGUGCAAGCGGACGACGCUGACGAGUUUGGAGACAACCGCCGCGUGUCGUACACGGUGGUGACGCACGACGACCUGUUCACCAUUGAUGAGACGACGGGCAGCCUCAGCACGCUGCCCACGGGCCUGGACAGGGAGGCCUCGGCUGUGUACUUUGUCACCAUCCGCGCGCGCGACCACGCCCUCAUCCCCAAGGAGUCGUUUACGGACGUUAAGGUCGUCGUUCGCGACAUCAACGACAAUCCGCCCACCUUCCCGCAGAACCCGGCAACGUUUGUUGUUCCCGAGGACGCCGCCGUGGGCACAGUUGUUGCUCGUGCGCAGGCGAUUGACCCAGACGUUGGCCAGAGCGGCAACAUCACGUACUCGCUCGUUGCGCCCACCGCCGUUGUGUCGCUUGACGCGCGCACGGGCGCGCUCACCCUCCUGCAGCCGCUGGACCGUGAGACCACGCCCAUGUACACGGUGCGCGUGACGGCGCGUGACAACGGCGCUGCGGCUGGCUUUGCCAACCUUGGCUCGCCACAGGAAGCGUCCAUUGUGCUGGUGGUUGGCGACAUCAACGACCACGACCCGCAGUUCAACAAGACCAUGUUCACGGCCAGCACGCCGGAGAACGUGGCCGUGCACGUGCCCAUCCUCACAGCGGGCGCCACGGACGCGGACGCCGGUGCCAACGCGCAGCUUGUGUUCAGCCUGUCCAACGCCAACGGCACGUUUGAGGUUGACGUCACCACGGGUGCCAUCAGCGCUGCUGUUCCGCUCGACUAUGAGACGCGCCGCACCUACGCCUUCAAUGUCCACGUUGAGGACCGAGGUGUGCCUGCGCGACGUGACACUGCCACUGUGGUGAUCACGGUGACGGAUUCCAACGACAAUGCGCCGGCGUUUGCGCAGAUGACAUACGUUGGGGCUGUGAGCGACAUUGCUGCAGGCGGCAGCACCAUCCUUACCGUGUCUGCCACGGACGCGGACGAGGGCGACACCAUCACCUACAGCAUCCGCAACGUCUUUGGUUACCCGACGCGCGGCUCGGGCAUCUUCGAGAUUGACGCGUCCACGGGCGAGAUCAAGGUGCCUGCUGGCGGCGGCAACUACGACUACGCCCAGACCUUCUCGUACCAGCUGGAGGUGCAGGCUUCCGAUGGGUACAACACGGACAUUGCAAACGUGCUGCUCUCCGUGGAGAACACGAGCAACGAGCCGCCGGCGUUUGAGUCGAGCACGUACGCGGUGACCGUCUCGGAGACGACGAGCAUCGGCACCACCAUUGCCGUGCUCACGGCCAUUGACGGCGACGACCCGGAUCUGCCGCUCUUCUACUCCAUUGACGACCAGAGCGGCACCUUCUCCAUCGACGAGGCCUCUGGCGCGGUCACGGUGGCGUCCACCCUCCCCGGUGCGCCGUCCGUCCUCAGCAUGACCGUCACCGCCGCAGACUCGCCGGACGCAAACGCAAAGACGGGCUCCGCACAGCUUAUCGUCACCGUCGCCGACCCCACAGACAACGUGCCCCUGUUUGCCUCCCCCACCUACUCGUUCACCGUUGUGGAGAACGACGCCGCAGCCUCUGUUGGCACGGUGGAGGCCCUGGUGGCGGGCUCCAGCAACCCGAGCGUCAUCUACACCAUUGCGCAGGGCGACCCAGAGGGGCUCUUCUCCAUCCACGCCAACACGGGCGUGCUCUCGCUCACGGGCGCGCUCGACCGCGAAACGGUGCCCACGUACACGCUCGUGGUGAAGGGCACCCUCAACAGCGACGAGGCGACCACCAUCGUGCAGAUUGUUGUGGGCGACGUCAACGACAACGCCCCCUUUAUGCAGUUCCCGCUGUACACGCUGUCCCUUGCCGAGUGCACGAGCGGCGCCUGCCCAACGGGCGCGCUCGCCCUCUCGCCCACAGCCAAGCCCGUCGCUGUUGACGCGGACGCCACGCCCCCGCAGUACUUUGUGUCUGGGGACGCGCGCUUUGUCAUGGCCACGGACGGCACGCUGUCGCUUGCCUCUGGGGCGGCCUUUGACCGCGAGCUGGCUGCGGACCGCAACAUCACCCUCACCGUGAUGGCUUCGGAUGGCGUUGCGCAGUCGUCGGCCUCGAUCGUCGUCACCAUCACCGACGUCAACGACAACGCGCCCGUGCUGCAGUUUGCGGACGGCCUCACCGUCGAGCUGCCGGAGAACACGCCGCUCGGCAGCGUGGCGUACACGGUGCAGGCGACAGACCCGGACGUGGAUGACCAGGUCACGUACGCGAUUCAGGGCGAUGACGCCGUGUUCUUCGCCAUGGACCCGCUCUCCGGCUCGCUGCUGGUGUCGGCGCCCUUUGACUUUGAGACGGCCCCGCUCCUGAGCCUCACCGUGAUGGCCACCGAUGGCGUCCACACGGUCACGGCCACACUCAACAUCGACAUCUCCGACGUCAACGACCACGUGCCCGUGUUCAACGACACGGACAUCACCGUCAACAUGCUGGAGAACGUGCCUGCAGGCACGCUCGUGGCGUCCGUGUUUGCCACAGACCAGGACUCUGGCGCGCUGGGCAACGUCACCUACAGCAUCUCCGGCGCCACGGACGAGGGCUUCUUCACCGUGGGGCGCACCACGGGGCAGCUCCUGCGCACGUCCAAGGUGGUCUCGUACGACGAGCGCCGCGUGCUGACGCUGAACAUCAACGCCCAGGACGGCGGCGACCCGCCCGGCCGCGCCGUGCUGCCAGCAACCGUCACCGUCAUCGUGGACAACGCCAACGUGGAGCCGCCCGUGUUUUCGCGGCCGCUCUUCCGAGGGUCCAUGCCCGAGCACAGCAGCAUCGGCUUCACCGUGCUCAACGUGUCCAGCACGGACCCGGACCGCCCGCCCUCUGCCGAGUACGAGAUGCGCUACGCCAUUGUCAACGAGACGCGGUUCACCGUGGAGGAGUACACGGGCGCCAUCAAGGUGGCUGCCGACCUGGACCGGGAGGCCCUGCUCCCGAACGGCCUGCCGGAGAUUGAGUUUGUUGUGCGCGCCACGGACCUGGGCACGCCCCCGCUCUCCUCGGAGGCGCGCGUGCAGAUCACCAUCACCGACAUCAACGACAACCCGCCCAUCCCAGACACGACCAACGUCACGGUGUACUUUGACGAGGAGCAGCCGGUGGGCACGCUGGUGUACCGCCUGGCCGUGACAGACGUGGAUCUCGGCGCCAACGCGCGCCCGGCCUUCACCAUCCUCACGGGCAACGAGGAGGACCUGUUUGAGAUGGGCGACUCGGGCUCCAUCGUGACAAAGGCCGUCUUUGACCGCGAGGCGAUGGGGCACGGCCGCACGCUGGUGAUUGGCGUGCAUGACAGCGGUGUCCCGCCACAGACGGGGCCAAACGUCACCAUCUCCCUCAUCCUGCGCGACAUCAACGACAACCUGCCCACCUUUGGCUUCACGCAGACGAGCGUCGCCGUGCGCGAGAACGGGCCGUGGCCCAAGUUCCUGCUGCUCGCCAACGCCUCGGAUGCGGACGCGGGCCUCAACGCCCAGAUCCGCUACUCCCUCCUGCCCGUGGAGAUGCGGCAGUUCUUCUACGUGGACGAGCUCACGGGCGCCGUGUACCAGAACACGUCCUUUGAUCGUGAGCUGCGCGCGCAGUACGUGCUGACGAUUCGCGCGUCGGACCCCGCCAACCACGCCGACGCCACCGUCACCGUGAACGUGCUGGACGAGAACGACAACGCGCCCAUGUUCGACCGCACCAACUACACGGUCACCAUCGCCGAGAGCAAGCCCGUGGAGCGCACGUUCCUGUCCAUUGUGGCCCUGGACCCGGACCAGGGCGCCAACGCGCAGGUCAACUACAGCAUCGCCUCGGGCGACCCCAACGGCGUGUUUGAGCUCGACUCCGCCACGGGCGGCCUGUGGCUGAAGCAGCGCGUGGACUUUGAGCAGCUGCGCGGCAACUCCACGUGCAAGCCCAACGUCAACGGCACCGGGUUUGUGGAGUCGAUUCUGCUGUACGUCACGGCGCGCGACUCGGGCACGCCGCCCAUGGAGACCACGACCACGGUCACCGUGCUGGUGGAGGACGUGACCGACUCCCCGCCCGCGUUUGAGAAGGACAGCUACGUGUUCCACUUCCGCGAGAACCAGGGCUCUGGCGUGGAGCUGAGCCCCGCGCUCGUCGCGCACAACGUGGACUGCCUGCAGCAGGGGCAGACGCUCAUGUACGGCCUGCAGGGGUCCAACCUGCCCUUUAUGAUGCAGACGGCGACGGGCGUGCUUGUGUCGACGGGGAACGUGGACCGCGAGGCGACGCCGCAGAUUGAGGUCACCGCAACCGUGACGUCCGGCUCCUUUGUUGGCCUGGCCACGGUUGUCAUCAUCAUUGAUGAUGAGAACGACAACUCGCCCUCCUUUGCGCAGUCGCCCGUGACGCAGGCCAUUGACGAGGUGUCGUACCCGACCACCGUGUACACCGCCAAGGCCACGGACCCGGAUGCCGGCGCGUUUGGCACCGUCACCUACACGCUCGCGGACACGAUUGACGGCCUCUUCUCCAUCAACAGCACCACGGGCGCCAUCUCCAACACGGGCGCCCUGUGCGGCUCUGCCAGCUCCUCCUACGACCUCACCGUGCGCGCCACGGACGGCGGCGGCCGCAUCUCCUCUGCGCAGGUCAACGUGAUUGUGCGCAUUGUCGACAACCGGCCCCCCGUCAUUGCCAACGAGCUGCCCUCGGCCGCGCUGCAGGAGGGCCUGCCCAGCGACACGCUGGUGACCACCAUCUCCGCGGUCGACCCGGACUGCGGCGACUCUGUGCUGUACAGCAUCGUGGGCGGCACGGGCACGUCGCGCUGGUUCCGCAUCAACUCCAACGGCCAGCUGCUCACCACGGGCCCCACCAACCGCGAAGAGCACACCUCGUUUGACGUUGUCGUGCGCGUGCAGGACGACGCCACGCCCGACCCGGCCUUUGACUCGGUCGUGGUCAAGGUGACCAUCCUCGACGUGAACGAGUUUGACCCGGCAUUCAGCCUCCCGCUGUACAGCGUGAGCGUGGUGGAGACCCUGGCGCAGGGCAUGCCGUUCCUGCAGGUGGAGGCCACAGACAGCGACGCGUGCGACACGUGCCACAUCACGUACUCGAUUGUGGACGGCGACGACGCUGGCGUGUUUGCCAUCAACACCACCACGGGCGAGAUUAGCCGCCAGCGCAACCUGUGCCUCAACGACCAGUCGUCGUACACGCUGCUGGUCGAGGCCAGCGACAACGGCUCCCCGGCGCGCAAGGCCUCCGUGCCCGUCCUCAUCGACGUGCUCCUGGGCGACGCGCACGCGCCCGCGUUCCCCAGCACCAGCGCCACGGCCUCCGUGGUGGAGGGUGCCACCGUGGGCACGCGCGUGACCACCGUGCAGGCCGUGGACGUGGACUGCGGUGACCGCCUCACGUACACGCUCGAGGGCACGGGGCACCUGCUCACCGGCGACCCAAGCGUGGCCGUGUUUGGCGUGGGCGCCAACACUGGCGAGGUAUUUGUGGCCUCUGCCAUCCACUACGCUGACGCCAGCUCGUACACGCUCACCGUGCGCGCCACAGACGAGGGCGACAGCACGCACCCGCCCGAGUUUGACGAGCUCACCCUCACCAUCACCGUCAACAACACCAACGACAACGCACCCGUGCUGUCCCUGGGCCAGGCCUCCGUCACCCUCUCCGAAGACGCCUCCACAGGCACGGCCGUGACCACGGCCAGCGCCACGGACGCGGAUGGCGACGCCGUUGCCUUCAGCUUCGUCUCUGGCAACGCAGACAAUGCCUUUGCCAUUGACGCGAGCACGGGCGCCAUCACCGUGGCCGCGCCCCUGUGCGCGAGCCUGCUUGACACGUACACCCUCGUUGUGCGCGCGACCGAUGACGGUGAACCCACGUCCCUGUACACGGACGCCGUGCUCACCGUCACCCUCACCGCGGGCAACACGUUUGCGCCCGCGUUCUCCACUGUACUGUAUGAGGCCAACGUGGCUGCUGACGCCGCCCUCAACUCUGUGGUGCUGGUGCUCAGCGCCACGGACGCGGACUGCGAGGACACGACACUCACCUACUCGCAGGUGGGCGGUCCCAGCUCCCGCGUGUCGGUGACGUCUGCGGGUCUCAUUGUCGUGGCCUCCAGCUCCCUGCAGCAGGGCGACGAGGAGAUUCUGACCGUGCAGGCGCAGGAUGGCGCAUCCAACACGGAUCAGGCCAACGUGCGCGUGCGCGUCGUCGCCGCGGACCCCAACGCGCCGGCGUUCUCGCAGCCCAUGUACACGGCCAACGUGGCGGAGAACGCGGCUGCGGGCACCCUCGUCGGCCUCGUUUCUGCCGGCACCGUCUCUGCCACGCACACCUUCUCCAUCACUGCCGGCAACGAUGACGGCGCGUUCUCGCUGGGCGCCAGCUCUGGCGAGCUUCGCGUGAACCAGGCCGGCCUCCUGUGCGCCGACACAGAGCCGUUGCGCCGCCUCGUGCUCAGCGUGGCAGACACGGCCUUUCCCGCAAGCGCUGCUGGCGUGGCCGUGUUUGAUGUGACGGUCACCAACGCGAAUGCCGCGUCCCCAUCGUUUGCGGUGAGCACGGCGAGCGUGUCUGUUCCCGAGAACACGGCCACCGGCACGGUCAUCACCACGCUGGCCGCCACGGACGCGGACUGCGGGGACGACUACGCCCUCACCUACAGCGUCAUCUCCGGCGACACGACGCCGGCCACCUUUGUGCUGGACAGCGCAAGCGGCGUGCUCACGCUGGCACGGGCGCUCGACUACGAGCAGGCCAACGGCCAGCCGCGCCAGUUUGUCAUGGGCGUGCAGGUGGCGGAUGCGGGUGGCAAGACCGACGUGUCCUUGCUCACCAUCACCGUGACGGACGUCGACGAUGAGGCGCCCGUGUUUGCCAACACGGAGUACAGCGCCGUGGUACACGACGGUGUGGCGGUUGGCGCCCCCGUGCUACGGGUGCAGGCCACGGAUGCAGACGCGCUUGCCCUGCCUGUGGUGCAUCGCAUUGUGUCUGCGACCGGGCCCAUCUCCCUGGCCACGGCCGCCUUCCCGUUUGCCAUUGAAGUGACGACGGGCAACGUCUUCCCGCGCCACCGCCUGUGCCUGGCCGACCGCAACAGCCCCGGCGUGACGUACCUGCUGCAGAUUGAGGCGGGCGACGGCACCCGCACGGCCACGGCCACGGCCAACGUCACCAUCCUGCCCGGCAACGCCAACGCGCCCGUCUUCAGCGUGCCGGAUGCCACCGUGAGCGUGCUCGAGUCUGUGCAGGCGCCGACCGCGGUGGCCACGGCGUACGCCACGGACGGCGACUGCUUUGACAGCGUGUCGUACGCGCUGCUGAGCGUCAACGGCAACACCAGCGUGCACAUGAGCGCGUUUUCCGUGAACGCUACUACGGGCAUCGUGACGCUGGUUGAGCCGCUCGACUACGAGGUGCAGGACACCUACGAGCUUCGCGUGCAGGCUUCGGACAGCGCCACGCCCGUGCCCAACACGGCCACCACCACCAUCACCAUCGCCGUCGGCAACGUGAACGACCACAAGCCCGUGUUCACGCACACGCAGAUGUCUGCCAGCGUGACGGACACCGCGUCUGCGGGCUCAGCGAUUGGCACGGUCAAGGCGACGGACGGCGACGGCGACCUGGUGCUCUUCAACAUUGUCGGUGGCGAUGCGGGCUCCGCCUUCCGCGUCGAUCCCACCACUGGAGUGAUUGUGCGCGCGCUUGGGCCGCUCUGCGCAGCCGACAAGAGCACGUACAACCUCAUUGUGCGCGCCACGGACACGGGGACGCCGCCGCAGUCGACCGACACGCAGUUCACCAUCACCGUGACGGCGGGCAACGCGUUUGCUCCCGUGUUCACGCAGGACCUGGUGCGGGUGACGCUGCUGGAGACAGCCUCCCUGGGCGACUACGUCACGCGCGUGGAGGCAACGGACCAGGACUGCGCAGACGAGGCGGAGAUCCGCUACCGCGUGGUGAGCGGGGACACGACGCCGCCCACGUUUGACCUCGACACGGUUGGCGGCGUGAUCACGCUCGUGCGCGAGCUGGACUUUGCCGAGCGCUCCUCCUUCUCGCUGCAGCUGUCUGCCUCUGAUGGCGAUCUCUCCGACACCAUGUAUGUGCUCAUCAACGUGGUGGAGACGUCGCCCGACUUCCCGCUGUUCACCAGCUCGCGCUACACGGCGGACCUGGCCGAGUCGGCCAGCAUCGGCACGACGGUGGCGACGGUCGCCACCAACCGCACCGGCAUUGCCUCCUUCAGCAUCACGGGCGGCAACUCGGCCGGCAAGUUUGCCGUGGACGCCAACAGCGGCGCCAUCACGCUCAUGUCGCGCGUGUGCGCUGCGUCGGAGGACGCGUACAGCUUGCAGGUGCAGGCGCAGUCGAAGACGCGGCCCGACCUGCAGUCGUACACGCUGGUGGACGUGAGCGUGGUGCCGGCCAACACGGCCGCGCCCGCCUUCUCCCAGGCCCAGUACAGCGUCAACGUCUCGGAGACGGGCAGCGUGGGCAGCGUGCUGCUGCAGCUGCAGGCAACCGACGCCGACUGCCGGGACGCGGUCACAUACCGCAUCACCGGCGGCAACAGCAACGGCCUGUUUGCCAUCAACCGCGAGACGGGCGAGCUCGCUGUUGUGCAGCCGCUCAACGCAGACGUGAGCAGCGGUGGCGCUGCGCAACACACGCUCACCGUAGCCGCCACGGAUGACUUUGCCUCGUCCCCGCGCACCUCCACCGCCACCGUGCUCGUCACCGUCCUCAACGUGAACCAGUACGCGCCCGUGUUUGCUGCCACGUACAGCGGCACGUUUGCCGACUCUGUGUCGACUGGCACGGAGCUCGUGCUGGUCGGGGCGACCGACGCGGACGGCGACAACAUUGCCUAUGCCAUCACCUCCGGCAACACGGGCAACGUGUUUGCCAUUGACGCUGUGACGGGCAGCCUGACGCUGGCCGCUCCCGUGUGCUCGCGCACGCAGAGCUCGUACACACUGGUGGUGACGGCGACGGACGACGGCCAGCCGGAGGCACGCAGCGCGGGCACGGUUGUCCAGCUGAGCUUCUCCGCGUCCAAUGCGGCGUCGCCGGUGUUUGAGCAGGCCAGCUACAGCUUCACCGCAGACAGCUCCCUCAACGCGUACGCCGGCCGCGUCAGGGCCACGGACGCCGACUGCGACGACAGCAUCACGUACACGCUGAACCGCAACACGCAGUUUGCCUUCACCAUCCACCCAACGACGGGCGUGAUCACCGUGGUCGCACCGCUGACGCAGGACACGCCGUACGUGCUGGACGCCGUGGCCACGGACGCCGGCGGCCGCUCCACGCUCGUUGAGGUGCAGAUCACCAAGCAGGCGCCCGCGCCAAACACGCCCCAGUUCUCCCAGAACAAAUACACGGUGAGCGUGCCGGAGACAACCGCCACAGGCAGCGUGCUCACGACGGUGGCAUCGGCGACCGCCGGGACCACGUACACGUACACGAUUGCCUCUGGCAACGACGCCAACGUGUUUGACCUGGGCGCGAGCACGGGCGCGGUGACGCUGCUGGUGGCGCAGUGCGCGCGCACGGCGCCGGCGUACUCGCUGGUGCUGGAGAUUCGCGACUCGCGCUUUGAUGGCCUGGUUGGCUACGCUGUCCUGGACGUGACCAUCUCCAACGUCAACGACAACGCGCCAACGUUCUCGCCCGCCACGCUCACCGUGACAGUGCCCGAGAACACGGCCAUGGGCACGUUUGUGCUGCAGGCGACGGCGACGGACGCCGACUGCGGCGACGCGCUUGGCCUGCGGUACUCGAUCAACACGCUCGACUCUGACCUGUCUGCCAACCAGGAGUUUGGCAUUGACGCGAGCACGGGCAUUGUCACGCUGCUGCGCGCCCUGGACUACGAGACGCGCACGCAGUACACGGUGGCCAUUGACGCGCGCGACGACGGCGUGCCCUCUCGCGUGGGCCGCCUGACGCUGGUGAUCAAGGUGGGCAACGUUCCCGACGAGCCGCCCGUGUUCAACCCGAGCUCGUACAUGGUGACGCUGGGGGAGGCCAAUGUCAUUGACUCGCCCAUCGUGCGCCUGACGGCGACCGACCCCGAGGGCACCGAUACCGUGAGCUACAGCAUCAUCGCCGGCAACGUCGACGACACGUUCCGCCUGGACCCCGUGAGCGGCGAGCUGGUGAACCAGGCGCCGCUGUGCGCGCAGCGGAACCCCCAGCAUGUGCUCACGGUGCAGGCGACAGACUCUGUCGACACGGCCACGGCCACGGUGACCAUCAACGUGUCCAACGAGAAUCUGCACGACCCCGUGCUGAGCGUGGAUUCCUACCCGAUUGUCGUCUCGGAGCUUGCCGGCCCCGGCGAGUUUGUGGCGCAGGUGAGCGCCACGGACGAGGACUGCGGCGACACGGAGGCCAUCGCCUUUUCCAUCAUCAGCGGCGACAACGCCACGGACCCGCACUUCACCAUCGACAACAGCACCGGUGUGGUGCGGCUGCUGCGCUCGCUGGACCGCGAGGAGCGCAGCAGCUUUGUGCUUCGCAUCCAGGCCUCGGACGAGCAGACGCCCGUGCGCCGCGUGAGCACGGCGCCGCUCGUGGUAGUGAUCGCCGACGCCAACGACUCCCCGCCCGUGUUCUCCCAGGCCUCGUACAGCGCAGACGUGCAGGAGACCAUUGCCGCGGGCACGACCGUGCUGACGGUGGAGGCCGUGGACGGCGAUCGCACGCAAGCGCGCCCCGUCCGCUACACCAUCACCACGGGCAACGCGCUGGGCCGCUGGGCCAUCGACACCGUCACGGGCGCCAUCACCAGCACGCAGGCGCUGUGUGCCGCCGACCAGUCUGUGUACACGCUGACGGUGGUGGCCUCUGAGGGCGCGUUUGGCACCGGUGGCCAGUCCACCUCGGUGACCGUGACCCUGACCGUGCUCAACGUCAACAACCACGCGCCGCAGUUCCCCGUGGCCACGCUGCAGCUCAACGUGUCCGAAGGCGCGGCAGACGGCCAUGUGGUGACCACGGUCGCUGCCACUGACGCGGAUUGCGGGGACACGGCCGCCCUCACCUACAGCAUCGUCAGCGGCAACGUGGCGGACGCGUUUGCCAUUGACCCCAGCACGGGCGUGAUCAGCAUCAACGGGUCGGUGGACCGCGAGACGGCCGCCCUGUACGUGCUCAGCGUCAGGGUGACGGACGACGUUGUGGAGAACCCGCUCACGGACACGAUCAACAUCCUCAUUGACAUUCUGGACAUAAACGACAACGUGCCCACCUUCUCCAAGACGCAGUUCACCGCAUCCAUCCCUGAGUCCACGGCCGCGGGCUCGUCGCUGCUCACCGUGUUGGCGCGCGAUCCGGAUCUCGGCGCCGGCGGACAGGUGCGCUACAGCAUUGUGUCUGGCAACGACGACGCCGCCUUCUCCCUGGACCGCGCCACGGGCGAGCUGACGCUCAGCAAGAUGCUUGACUACGAGGCAGCAACCACGCGCGACCUGCAGAUUCUGGCCUCCGAUGGCGGCACCCCGCCGCUCACACGCUCGGGCAGCGUGCGCAUCACCGUCACCGACGUCAACGACAACCCGCCCGUGUUUGAGCAGGCCUUUGUUGCCCACGUCGCCGAGGAUGAGGUGGCCGACGUUGACCUGGUGCAGGUGCAGGCGGUGGACGCGGACACGGGCAGCAACGCGCAGAUUGUGUACUCGAUUGUCGCCGGCAACGAGCAAAACUUCUUCUCCAUCGACGCGGCGACGGGCAUGCUGUCCUUCAACGCCAACGCGUCUGGCAACGCGCCCGUGCUCGACCGCGAGCAGCGUACCACGUACCACGUCGUGGUCCUGGCCCGCGACCCGGUUGUGGCCUCCUUCAACGACACCACGGCCGUCACGGUGCGGGUGACGGACGUCAACGACGAGCCACCGCGCUUCCCGUCACACCCGCUUCGUUUCCGCGUGCCCGAGCAAGUGGACGGUGGCAACACCACCAUUUUGCUCCCCGCCACAGACCUGGACAGUUACCCGAACAACAUCAGCGUGUUCACGCUCCUGUCGGAGGAGGUGCCUGGCUCCUUUACGGUGGAGCCCGACGGUCGCCUGGUGUCCCUGAUCACGCUCGACCGCGAGAUGGGCCAGAUUACGUACAACGUCACGGUUCGCGUGCACGAUGCCGGCAACAUCGACUUCCAGGACGAAACAACGGUGAUUGUGGAGGUGCUGGAUGUCAACGACCACUCGCCCGUGUUCUCCGUGCCCGAUUUCUACAGCCGCCGCCUGCCGGAAGGCGACGCCUUCAACGACACCGUCAUCCUCAACAUCACGGCAACGGAUGCGGACAACUCGCCGGCCUCGCGCGUGACGUACGCCAUCGUGUCCGGCAACGUUGACGACACCUUCGAGCUGGACGCGGACACGGGCGCGCUGUGGCUGCGAAAGUCGCUGGACUUUGAGACGAGGAGCCAGUUCUCGCUCAACGUGUCUGCCUCCGACAGCGGCACGCCCGUGCACACCACUUACAUCACCGCCAUCAUCUUUGUUGCCGACGUCAACGACAACGCGCCCGUGUUCAACCAGACGAGCUACGAGGUGCACGUGUCUGAGGACGCGAGCGUGGGCGACCUGGCGCUGCAGCUGGUGGCCACGGAGCGGGACACGGUUGCCACGACUGUGAUGUACAGUAUUGCGCUCGGCUCGCGCGGCGACUUUGCCAUCAACGCCAGCACGGGCGCCAUCACCGUUGCGUCCGCGCUUGACCGUGAGACGUUUGCCACGUACCAGCUGCUGGUGCAGGCCACGGACAACGGCAUGCCACCCAACGUUGGCUCCGUGGAGGUGACGAUUCGCAUCGACGACGUCAACGACAACACACCCGCGUUCCCCAGCGGCACCGCCACCACCUCCUUGAGUGAGAGCGCAGCCAACGGCACGCUCAUCACCACGCUGCAGGCGGUUGAUGCUGACGCGGGUAAUGCCAGCGUGAUCAGCUACUUCCUCACGGAGACCGACCCCGUUGCCCUGGCGAACUUCCCCUUUGAGCUGCGGAAGGACGGUGGCCUGUACCUGAAGACCCAGGUCGACUACGAGUCGCAAACCACGUACUCCUUUGGCGUGAGCAUGCGCGACCACGGUGUCCCUGCUCGCACGGGCAGCGGCACCAUCACCGUGAACGUGCUUGACGCCAACGACAACGCGCCCGUGUUUGGGCAGUCGCCGUUUGUCGCCACCCUUGGGCGCGCCGCGGCCGUGGGAACGCCGAUCUUUCAGAUCAACGCCACGGACGCAGACUCUGGUCCUAACGCGCUCCUGCGGUUCUCGCUGGUGUCCACCAGCCACCCGGGCUACGUCAGCCUGGACCCGGCAACGGGCGUGCUCACGCUCACCCGCUCGCUGUGCGGCUUCACGGACGCCGCGGUGCAGCUGAGCGUCAUGGCCCGCGACGGCGGCAUCCCCGUGAUGCAGACGCAGGGCUUUGUCAACGUGCGCGUGGUGGAGGAGAACACGGCCGCACCGGCGUUCAACCAGACGCAGGUGAGCACGUCCAUCUCCUCUGGCGCAAAGGCCGGCGUGCUGGUGGCCACGGUCAUGGCCACGGACGGCGAUGCGGCGUGCGGUGAGACGAGCGGCAUCGCCUACAGCAUCCUGGACGGCAACGUCGGCAACACGUUCACCAUCGAUCGGCUGAGUGGCGAGGUGCGCACGGGCCGCGACGUGUCCUCGGACCUGCCCACCGCGUUCACCCUCACCAUUGAGGCGGACGACCAAGGCCGGCCGCAGGCCAGGCAGGGCACCAUGACGCUGCGUGUGCUGGUGGUGGACGAGCUGCUGCCCACCUUCUCCAUCUCUGGGCGCGGCUUCCUCAUCGGCAACACGGCGCGCAACGCCAAUGGCGACGUGCAGCAGCAGUUUGGCCUCCUGGUGGACGCCAACGUGCUGAGCACAGGCACCGUCACCACGCAGUUUGGUGCCCUGAGCGCCUCUGGCAACUUCCGCGACGCGCGCAAGGACGCGACGACGGUGCGGGCGGUGCUGCUGAACGAUGACGACGAGGUGUGGUACGACGACGCAUCCGUCCGCGUGGCCUUGCAAGUGCGGGAUGAGGACUUCUCCUCCCGCCUCUCCGCCACCACCGUGCGCGUGGAGCUGGUGCCGGACCAGGCGCUGCUUGACAUCCAGAGCUCGAGCAUCUCCAAGCAGUGCACCACCAACGUCAACACGGGCGUGUGCUCGCUGACGACCGCGGACCUGCCCGCGGCGUACUUCGUUCCGGGCGAGGACCACCGCGUCACCGUGCGCUAUGGCAUCGCCGGCAGCACCAUGACUGACCUGGCAUCGGUGCUGCUGCGCCCGCGCAUCAGCGUGUCGGAUUCGCUGUACGUGGACGACGUUGUGCAGGAGCUGCCUGGCCGGCCCGUGUACCCUGGCCAGCGCUUCCGCGCCACCGUGUCCACGGACGUGACAUACUACGUGACGACGUUCACGCUCUCCUUCACCACAGACAGCAACAUUGCCCUGGAGCGCAUCAACAUUGACUCGUCGCUGUGGAACUCCAUUGUCACCGAGUCUGGCUCGACCACGGUCAUUGCCGCCAACGCCGUGCCGGACAAGAUUCAGCAGGGCGAGGUGGGUCGCCAGCAGCUCAUUACCAUCGACUACAUUGUGCAGUCUGGCGCUACCACGGACGCCUUUGCCUCCAUGAGCAUGGUGGUGGAGGGCCUUGGCAGCACGCGCGUGUCGCGUGUCAAGGUGCGCGGCCAGACGGGCUCUGUUGCCGGCACCUUCAUCUCCCGCUCGGGCACGGGCCGCACCGGCCAGGUGUACAUUGCCGCCAACGGCGUGCGCGGCGUGAUUGCCUACGCAGCUCAGAGCCAGGUGGUCAACACGGCGCGGCUCACGGGCAGCGCGCAGACGGUUGGCAUCACCACGCUCGCGUGCUACGCCUGCCCGCGCUCGUCGGCCACCGCGGCCUGCAGCGACUCGUGCUCGUCUGCGAGCGCCAGCUGCAGCAGCGCCAACGCGGCUGUGCUGCAGACCUCGGGCUGCUCCAUGCGCCUGGACGGCACGGAGACGAGCGGGGCCACCAGCGCGGACGUGGUUGUCACCAUUGGCAGCGCCUCCACGCGCGUGCCCUUCAAGGUGUGGCACCCGGCCACGCCGCUUGCCCUCACCACGAGCGAUGCCAGCCUGGGCCAGUUCUCCGAGUACCGCGACGAGGCCAACGCCUGCGCCGCCAUCUUCCAGUCGGCGGACAUUGCUGCCCACGCGGACUUCUCCCUGGGCUCUGGCUCGGCCGUGGUGACGGUGGAUGUGACGGAGACCGUCAAGUCGCGCCUGGCCGUGAGCAACGGUAACGUGGCGCUGAGCAAGACGGCGUCCCCGCCCACCAUCACGGGCCAGAGCGUGGGCAGCGCGCAGGUGUCUGUUGUGACGAGCGAUGGCCGCACCGUGGGCACGACCGCCGUCGACGUGACCACGGACCCCGUGGGCGUGAUUGACCUGAACGUCGUGGUGGCCUCUGAGCUCACGCUUGAGGAGCCACAGUCCACGACCACGUACGCCCGGUCCAGCUCCCCCGCCGCGCUUGCGCAGUACUCGCUCAAGCUUGACGUGGAGGGCCGCAUCGGCCACGUGAUUGCGUCCGCCGUCAUGGACGACGGCACGCGUGUUGCCGUGUCCUCGGCCAACGGGCUCAUGCUCACGUCCUCCAACGCUGCGGUGGCGUCCAUCAUGCCGGACCAGGUGGUGGCCGGCACGGACUCUGACAGCGUGCGCGUGACGGCGGCGUGGCAGGCGUGCGGACAGACCAUCGCCACGCGCAACGUGGACCUCGAGGUCACGCUGGCUGACCCGAUUGGCGUGGAGAUCACGUCCUCGGAGAGCCGGAUCGUGUCGUCGGCGGACCCGCUGGCCCGCGAGAGCUCCAUCAAGACGUUCAGCACCGUGCGCGUGUUCCUGCUGUACGAUGGCAACCGCAAGAAGGAGAUGACCCUCGACGACCGCAUCGAGUACCGCUUGGAGGACAGCAACGGCCUGUUCACCGUGGAGCGCAACGGCGAUGCCCAGCGCAUCGUGCCCAACUCCAACGGGGACGUGGGCACGGGCCGCCUCUUUGUCACCUUCACCAACCUCAACGAAACGCUCCUGCGCAGCCUCCCGGGCAACGGCGUCAACGUCAAGGUUGUCAAGCUGGCUGGCGUGAGCGUGUUCUCCUCGCCCUACCCCACGUACUCUGGGUCAGCCUCCGUGUCUGAGACGACGCUGAGCCGCAUCGGCCCAACGUCCGUGCGCCAGAGCGCCGUGCUUGCCAUGACCCUGAGCAUCUCCGACGGCACGACCCUGUCUGUGAACACCCACCCGGAGACGAGCUACGUCACGUACAGCGCGGGCACGACCACGCCCAACAACAACGUGGUGGCCAUUGGCGACUCUGGCACCAUCAAGCUGAUGGAGGCCCUGAACGAAGGCACGGUGGACCUGAUUGGUGCGUUUGCCGGCGUGGAGGCGUCCUCGCUGCAGAUCACCGUGGACGACCAGAACCCCGUGCAGGUGACGCAGCUGAAGAGCUUCUCCUUCGUCUCCACGCUCACGGGCGUGAUUGACCAGCAGACGUCGCAGGCCAAGCUUGCGUGCGUGCUGAGCGACGGCACGGAGUACUUGACGCUGUUUGCCAACAACGGCGACCCGACGCUGCCGGGCCUCAUCUCCUUCUCCCUCAGCACGACGCAGCCCGCAACCGUGGACGCUGCGCGCGGCACCGUCACCCUGCGCGGAAACUACCACGAGAACGUGGUGCUGACGGCGAGCGCAGUUGGCACCUCCGUCACUGCGACGAGGUCCUUCGCGUGCAACUUGCAGCCGGCCUUUGCCGACAUUGACCUGGGCGACAGCAGCGGCAUCCCCGUCAAGCCCGCCAGUGUGGGCGACACCAUCACCGUGCGCGUGGCCAUGAACGUGGCCAACACGCCGUUUGGUGCCUUCACGCUGCGCAUGUUCUACGACGACGCCAAGCUGGAGGCCGUGGACAACGGCCUGACGGAGGGCGCCAACUGGGGCGGCGGCCCGCUCGUGGCGCAGACCAACGACCCGCCAGGCGAGUACGUCGUGUCCGGCUCCCCAAGCGACGCCACGCAACAGGGCGCUGCCUACCACGUCGCCACCAUCAAGUUCAACGUCAUCGGCACCGGGCUCACCCAGAUUCGCGGCGUUGUGGAGCAGCUUGUGGAGGCGGACAUUGUGUCUGGGCAAACGCCGAUUGGCACGCCCGACCGCGACUUUGUGGCUGGCCUGGUCAACGUGCAGCUGAGCGCGGCCCGGCGCCGCCGUCGCAGCAGCAGCAGCAGCAGCAGCAGCAGCAAGGAAGACGUUGUUGCAACAGUGAACGUGCCACCCUCGUUUGUCCGCUACACGUCGGCAGGCAAGCAGCAGAAGAGCCAGCGCGUGCUGUCGCGUGGCCGCCGUGCAGACACGUGCGGCAGCGACGCAGAGACGGGCGACGCCAACGGCGACUGCGUGUUUGACAUUGUUGAUGUGGCGUACACGCUGCAGUACGUUGUGGAGGACCUGGUUGGGUUCACGGGUACGUAUGGCCCGGCCUUCCUUGCCUCGCCGCCCUCGUUGCGGCAGCUGAACAACAUGGAUGCGGACCGCAACGGCCUCAUUGACAGCAUCGAUGCCUUCUACUUGGCCAAGGCCUCCGUGCAGCUGUCGCGCUUCCUCAACGACCUCACCGUCAAGCCCAUCAACGUAACGAGCGAUGCCGGGUGUGUCGUGUACCUGGAGGCUACGGUGCUGCAGAAGGGUGACGUGGGUGACACCGCGCCCGACGCCCAGCAGCAGACGUACGUCUUCUUUGACCUCGCCUCCAAGCAGUCCGCCAUGACCAGCCUGUUUGCCUCGUCGGUGGACGACUGCCCGCAGUGCCUGGGCACCAAGGUGGCUGGCAUCGACCACACGGGCCAGUCGAACGGCGUGUUUGGCGGGCUCAUCCGCGCGGAGCGCGUCAACCCGUCUGCCGGUGUGUAUGCGGCCGCCAUCCAGACAGACAUGACCACGGACAACGUGGGCUCCAUUGGUGUCUCAGUGGUGGUGGUCACCCUCAACUCCAACCUGCGCACAGACCCCACGCGCAUCGAGUUUAUCGUCGGGCCGCCCGAGUCUGUGACCCCGCUCCUGUACCCGGACACCAUCAACUUCAACCUUCCCGUGCGGGACAGCCAGACGCUGGAGGUUAACGUGCCGGGCUACAGCCCACUCACCACCCUGGACAACGACGUUGCCACGAGCGAGUGCACCAACUCGUUCUCACCCGUGUUCACCCUGUCCACGUACACGUUCUCGCUUCUGGAGAGCUCCCCGGCGCUGUCGACCGUGGGCACGGUGCAGGCCACGGACGAUGACAUUGGGCUCUCCGCGGAGGUGCGCUACAGCAUUGUUGACCGCACCGACGACCCCGUCACGUUUGAGAUUGACCCCGUGUCGGGCGAGAUCACGCACACGCUGCCGCUCGACCGCGAGGCGCGGGCGCAGUUUGUGCUGACGGUGCAGGCGCAGGACCAGACGUUCCCCUUCCACACCACCACCGCCACCGUGUCCGUCAUUGUGGAGGAUGUCAACGACAACCACCCCAUGUUUGGGCCGGCGCUGCAGGGCGACGCCACGUUUUACCCCGCCAACACGUCCAACCUGGCACACUACGAGGCCAACGUGCGCAUUGGCACGCUGCAGGACACGGUCGUGCUGCAGCUCAACGCCACGGACCGCGACACGGGCAACUUCUCCGUGGUCCGCUACUCCUUCAAGACGCCAGACGCCGGCGGCGGCGAGUACUACAUUGACGAGGAGACGGGCGAGAUUGCCGUGAGCGCGGUCAUCGUGCGCGAGCAGGGCGAGACGGUCACGUUCCGCGUCACGGCCAUGGACUUGAACGGCCUGGCGACGGACGCGGACGUGACGUUCCACCUCAUCUACACGUUUGACAUUCUCGACUACACGUCCACCUACACGGGGCUGGGCGGCACGUUUGAGGCCGCCCUCGCCUCCGGCACCGUCUCGCGCGCGUUCACGUCUGUGCCGAGCGCCAUUGACCAGGUGCGGGUGGAGCUGCUCACCAGCAAGGUGUACCAUGACGACGCGUACGUGCGCGUGUCUGCGCAGGUGCGCACGGAGCACUUCUCGCCGCCGUCGCUGCUGACGGCGGUCAAGGUGCGCAUCACUCCAGACGCGGGCCUGGCCUCGGACCUCGGCGUCGCAGACCCAAGCACGGUUGCCGUGGAGCAGGCCUGCACCGCGGGCUCCAGCACCAACCAGUUUUCGCGCCUGGGCGUGUGCACGGUGAACGUCGCCGUGCCCGCGGCAUGGUUCACGGUGGCCGGUGUCGGCCGCACCCUGACCGUGCAGGCGGGCUUUGAGGACGAGCGCGCCCCGCUCACGCUGCUGCCCUCUGUGUCGCUUGUGCAGGAGCAGCCCUGGACGCUGAACCGCAACAUCCUCGUGGAGCUGCCCACGCACCCCGCCUUCAAGGGCAAGGUAUACCUGAUUUGUCUGCGAAUUCUCCAGUGCUGCAUAUUUGUCGAAACGACCUGCAUCGUCAACGGCGGGGAGCAGACGUUCCCGCUGCGCAUCGUGACCAGCGACGCUGCCGGCGACAUGCAGCUUGUCACCGGCACCACGGGAACGCCAGGCCUGUCCUGCAGCUCCCGCCACCCGCACGUGUGGGACGUGAGCAGUGACUGCUCAAGCGUGGUCCUCGCUGGCGACGAGACGUCUGGCAUGACCGGCGCCAGCAUCGCCGUGUCUGUGCGCGACGCCGUGAGCAACACCACCGCCAACGGCGACUGCCUUGGUGAGGUGUGGGCGCCGCAGCUGCCGAUUGAGCUGCAGGCGGACAACCCGAUGCUGGCGCGCGUGGCCGGGUGGCAGUGGUUUGACGAGGACGCGUCCACGUGCCGCGACAAGUUCCAGGACACCCGCAUCCACGCCUUUGCCAUGUUCAGCCGCAUGGAGAGCGGCGCCGGCGCCGUGCGCGUGCGCGUGACCAAGGACGUGAGCGGCGUGCUGCAGGCGCUCGACGCCACGGGUGCGGCGCAGUCCACCGCCAUCCAGAUGCAGGGCAACGUGGCGCGGGGCUUCCGCCUCGGAAGCGCAGUCGUUGCCGUCAUCAACCCGGCUGUGCCAGAGCGCACCAUUGGCAACACCACAGUGGAGGCCGUGGGCAGCGUGCCCGUGCCGAGCCUCGGCGGCAGCACCGUUGCCAGCCUGCUGGUGGACGAGCUGGAGCUCAUCGUGUUCACGGACAUGACGGUCAAGCCGCUGUACAGCCCCUUCACGGGCCUGGCGUCGGCCUCGGUCGUCUCCAUCUCGCAGGCGCUGGACCAGGAGCAGGAGGUGGGCAGCGUGGCCGCGUUUGCGCGCUUCCAGGACGGCUCGCGCAUGGUCGUUGGCCCGGAGACUGGCCUUCGCCUCUCCGUGGACCAGGCGAACCGCGGCGUGAUUGCUGUGCCGUCCACGGGCGACCUCGUCUUUGACAACAGGCACGUGCUGGCACAGGGCUCCGGCUCUGGCAAUUUGCUGAGCGCCACGUGGACGGUGCUGUGCGAGUCACCAAACGCCGAUCCGGAGACAGACUCGGUUGACCUUGUUGAGUCGAGCGCGUUCGUGGACGUGACCAUCCCCGCGCCCACGGACGUGCGCGUGACGGGGGUGGACCCCUUGCUCACGUACGAGAGCGACGACGCCGCAGCGGCGGGCCUGCCAACGGAGAGCGAGAUUGGCGUGGCGCUGGUCUACGACAUUGGCAACGGUAACGAGCAGCUCAUUGACAUGGCCACCGACCCUCGCACCGUGUACGACCUCUCCGGCGCCAACGGCGUGUUCACCAUCUGCGCGGACGAGGCGUCGCUGGAGUGCAGCCCGCCGGCGGACGGCUCGUUCUCGCCCGUGAUUCGCCCCAUUGCACCGCAGGCCAACGCCACCAGCGGCGCGGGCGGCGCAGGCGUGCUCACCAUCCGCUUCAUCCACGUGGACAUCACCGUGAGCGUGGACGUGGAGGUGGUCGCCGCCACGGGCGUGCGUGUGGCGCUGCGCCCGUACCCGUCGUACGCCAACAGCAACAACGUGACCGUCUCAUCGCUCAACCGCUACUUCAACCCCAACGACGCCGCGGCCACGGUCCGCCAGCAGGCGGCCAUGAAUGUGGCCCUCACCCUGUCCAACGGCGACUCGCUGGACGUCACAACGGGCUGCAGCGCGCGCAUCCUCAAGCCCGGCACGGGCGUGGUGGAGACGGGCAUUGUCAGCGUGAGCAGUGCCAAGGUGAUUUCCGUGCGCAGCGGUCAGGACGCCACGCUCGCCUCGCGCGACCUGCAAGUGGACGUGUCUGCGCGCUUUGGCUCGUUUGAUGCGCCGGCGCAGCUCCUCACCGUCACGGACCGCGCCGUGCGCGUGCAGCAGCUGAUUGACCUGCGGCUGCCGGGCAAGGCGGUUGUUGACGGUGCGUAUGUGUUUGAGGGCAUUGCCAGCCGCGCGCGCAGCACCAUUGCCAUGGGCGCCAUCUUUGACGACGGCACCAUCCGCAACGACUUUGUGGACGCCACGACGGGCGCCCUGCUCCUGCCGGGCUCCCUCUCCUUUUCCGUCAUCUCGGACGGCUCCACCGCGCCGCUGUCCGUCAACGCGCUGGCGCAGGCCACGCUGCAGGGCACACGCGCCUCGCAGGUGGAGGUGGUGGCCCGCGUGCUCGACAGCCUCGUGUCCGGCUCCACGGCCAUCAUCUGCAACCUGCAGCCGGACGUGGGCGACUUUGACCUGGGCUUCACUGGCGGCUACGCCCUGCCGGCUCAGGCGCGCGACGACGAGUUUGAGGUGCCCGUGAUCAUCAACACGGGCGGCGUCAACCUGGGCGCCAUUGACCUUGAGAUUCGCUACAGCACCGCCUUUUUGGAGGUGCCCACCACCACCACGGGCCCCAAGAUCACUGAGGGCGCUGGCUGGACCAAGGGCAUCUUCCAGGCCGUGGUAGACCCGCCAGGCGUGAUUCGCGUCGGUGGCGCCGUUGACCCAGAGGAGACGGUCGCCGGCACAUCGGUCGAGCUUGCUCGCAUCACCUUCCGCGGUGUCGCCGCAACGCCCGCCCGCAACCCGGCGCAGAUUGUUGGCUCUGUCAUCACCUUUGCCACCAACGACCUGCAGGGGACUGCCAUUGGUGAUGCCACGCCACGCGACGCCGUUGCGGGCCAGAUUCAACCCGUGCCUUACACGGCGGAUCAGCUGUCUGUGCUGCGCCGCUCGCUGCCAGCGCCGUCCCGUGCCGUGGAGGAGCGCCGUGAGCGCGCGCGCCGCGCUGUGGAGACGUGCGCCUCGCCGCCGUGCGCAGACUGCCUUAGCCGGUUCAACGGCGACGCCAACGGGGACUGCGAGUUUGACAUUCGCGACGUCUCGUACACGCAGCUGUACCUGGCCGAGCGCUCGUUCAACUUUGAGCGCCAGCCGCAGGGCGUGGAGCUGAAGCAGCAGCUCAUUCCGGCGCAGCUGGCGGCCAUGGACGCGGACCUGAACGACGAGAUCAACCUGGCGGACGCCAAGUACAUGGCGCUGAUCAACUUCAACCUGCAGCGCUUUGUGGAGGUGGAGGUGGUGCCUGUGCAGAACCAGUUCUCGCAGGGCCGGCUCACCGUCAACGUGACGGUCAAGGCCAAGCCCGGCAACGACAUUGACUCGGAGACGUCUGCCGUGUUUGUGCUGCUGUCCCACCCCGAUCCGUUGCUGCAGAGCAACCUGAGCGCGAGCACGUUUGUGCGCGGCACGGCCGUGACGGGGUACUCGCCCGACCCGGCCAGCGCCAGCGUGCUGGUGCGCGCGGACCGCUACCUGCCGCUCUUUGAGGACUACCAGGUGGAGCAGCAGCCCACGCUGUGCCUGCUGCCGCGCGCGUCUGGCAGCACCAACUGCAACCUGGGCGCCCCCGUCACGCGGUACCGCUACGACCGCAGCACGGCCACCUGUGUCGCUUUUGACUUUUACGGGUGCCAGGGCAACGCCAACAACUUUGAGACGAAGCACGAGUGCGAGACGACGUGCGUGGCCACUUACCGCUACACCGUGUCCGCGGAGGUCAACUUUGUGGCGGAUGAGGUGGGUGCGUCGGUGCUGCUGGUGACGUUUGACUCGCAGGGCGACACAACCACCGGCCGCGACAUCUUCAUGUCGGGCAGCGCCGUGAAUGGCACGUACACGUACACGCAGCAGCUCGACUUUGCUGUUGAGGUGAGCCCCGAGGGCAGCCCGACGUCCACGUCCACGGUAAGCGUGCUGGCCACCAACGGGUUCAACCCGCUGAGCAGCUUUGCCAACCGUCUGCGCACCGCCGACGCCAUCAACGACUUCUCGCCCACCAUUGCGCCCGGCCCGCUGUUCAGCAUCAAGGAGGACACGGCGCAGCAGGCGUCCAUCCUCACUGUCAGCGCCACGGACGCCGACCCGGGCCAGACGGCGGCGACCACGCUGUCGCUGGCCGGCGGCGUGCUCAACCCGCUCACGGGCCUGGUGGAGGCGGGCCGCGUUGGCCUGGACCCAAGCACGGGCAGCGUGCACCUGCUGCAGACGGUGGACUACGAGGUGGCGUCGCAGCGCACGUUCAACUUCACGGUGAGCGCGACCGACAACUCGCCGCCGUGGCCGCGCACGACGCUCAAGGAGUACUCGGUGUCUGUGAUUGACGUGAACGACAACGCGCCCGUGUUCUCGCCAUCUGUGUACGGCGCGCGCAUCUCCGUGGACUCGCCACGCGACACGACCGUGCUGCGCGUGACGGCGACGGACGCGGACAGCAACACGCUGGCCGGCGGGCAGAACAAGGCGCUCACGUACUCUGUGGAGGUGGUGUCGAGCGGCUCGCAACCGACGGACGGGUUUGGCAUCUCACAGGAGGGCGUCAUCUACACGACGGGCACGCAGACGCGCUCGCUCUCGGACACGAUUGAGCUGGUCGUGACGGCGACGGACGGCGGCACGCCCGCGCUCAGCGCUGAGGCGCGCGUGUUUGUGGCCAUCAUCAACGAUGACUACCUGGUGACCAUCACGACGCGGCCCAACGUGAACGACUUUUUGGCGGGGUACGACAACGUCACCAACAGCCACCCGUGCCUGGACGCCCUGGGCGACAUUCUCGGUGGCCGGCUGGUGGUGCUGGAGGUGCUGGCCAACACGGACAGCCCCAACACGCAGACGGACAUCACCUUCUACGUGGUCAACGCGACGAGCCAGGAGGUGCUGCCGACCGACCGCGUGAACACAAUCCUGUCGACGGUGGAGGACUUUGAGGCGUGCACGCUGCGCAGCGUCGACACGCAGGACCGCAGCUUUGAGUCGUCUGUUCGCUUCUCUGCUGAGGAGCAGUGCGACACGAACAUUGGCGAGCCGGCCAGCACCGCGGCGCGCGAGUUCCACAAGACGUGCCUGUCGGACGUGAUUGCCAACCACAGCGCGCGCGUGGAGUGCUACCGCGAAAACGACGCGGAGACCGGGCCGGUGCUGGUGAACCUGCGCGUGUACGACACGGCCAACUGCCGCAACCUGGGCGAGUACCCGCCGGCGAUUGUGGCGACGGCCAACGAGACGUGCGUGCAGGUGACGCUCAACAACGAGACGCUGUUUGUGGAGGCGUACUGCUACGACCUGCUUGGUGCGGGCCCCAACUCCGCCAAGAGCGAGGCGGAGCCCAUCCUGAUUGCCGGGUUCACGGCGGCCGCGCUGCUGGUGUUCAUUGUGCUGCUGCUGCUGCUGCUGCGGUACCAGCGCCAGCGCAAGCAGCUGGAUAACGCGCGCAAGAUGGUGCUGGCGCACCACGGCGACGUGCUGUUUGGCACGCCGGAGCCCAUGCGCAAGGAGCCCGAGCGCACGGUGUUCACUGGCGGGGAGGUUGAUCCGGAGACGGGCGAGGUGGCGCGGUACAAGGAGACGACGACGGUGGUUGACGACCAGACGGGCGGCAGCCGCAUUGGCGUACCGGCCACCGCGAAGCAGUCGCUGGACGAGUGGGACACGCGCCUUCCGUCCAUGUUUGGCGGCCUGCGCAACAACCCGCUGUACGGCACGACCAACUUCCCCACGCGCAUGCGCGGCGGUCGCCCCGUUGGUGGUGCCACCACCACCCUCGCCCCCGACGACGACGACGACGACAGUGAUGACUCGCUCUCUGACGGCACGACGCUAGCGAGCGUGGACGAGUUUGAUGGCUCGUCUGGGUCGAGCGGCAGCGGCAGCGGCGACGACGACAGCCUGCUGGGCGACCUGAGCGACUUUGAGAUGUUUGAGCAGGAGAUGUUUGGCGCGCACGAGACGAGCAAGGGCCACCACCGCAACCCGCCCAUGUUUGCUGCUGCGGACAUGAGCGGCGAUGACCUGAGCGACUUUGACGAGCUGGACGGCAUGGAGGGCCCCGACGGCGAGAACAUCAACGAGGGGUACCUGGACAUGGACACGAGCGAGUCUGAGGACGAUGAUGUGGAGGAUGACAUGAUCAGCGGGAUUGACGACGACGACGUUGAUCUGGACGACAUGUUUGAGGACGAGCAGCCCGCGCCCUCGCGCGGCAUCCUGAAGGUUGGCGGCAACUCUGGCAGCAAGCCGCGCGUGUCGUUUGGCAACGUGGUGGCGCACAGCAUGGACGAGGAGGACGCCAUGUCCAACGUGAGCAUGCGCAAGAGCGCCAACACGCGGCGCCGGCGCGAGGUGACGUCGAUGGACAUUGAGUCGGAGCUCGUCAUGCCUCAGGUGCAGUUUGAGGACGUGGCGACGCCCUGGCAGACGCGGCAGCAGUCCAUCCCCGAGGAGGACGAGGACGAUGCAGCGAGCACGCGCGACGUCAACAUCAACAUUGGCAAUGGCGACCAUGACGACGACGACGAUGAUGAUGACUUCCAGGCGAGCUCGCACUUCAAGGCCGUACACAACCUGUGGAGCCAACGUGGCGACAGCAGGCGUUGA
Messenger RNA from Salpingoeca rosetta, 29025 nucleotides. RefSeq names its product PRCDH1 protein. The transcript has 11 exons. Gene Ontology annotation, biological process: polysaccharide catabolic process; homophilic cell-cell adhesion. Gene Ontology annotation, cellular component: plasma membrane. The coding region runs from base 1 to 29025 and encodes 9674 amino acids. The record is from RefSeq and is a predicted model, not a curated record. Lineage: Eukaryota; Choanoflagellata; Craspedida; Salpingoecidae. Gene Ontology annotation, molecular function: calcium ion binding; serine-type endopeptidase inhibitor activity.